Messenger RNA from Tricharina praecox, 351 nucleotides. RefSeq lists its product as uncharacterized. The record is from RefSeq and is a predicted model, not a curated record. Lineage: Eukaryota; Fungi; Ascomycota; Pezizomycetes; Pezizales; Pyronemataceae. The transcript has a single exon. The coding region runs from base 72 to 329 and encodes 85 amino acids.
UUGGGGGUGGAGUGGGGCUUUCUUUAUCUGUCGAUUGUGUGCCGUUGGUCUGGUUAUUUGGGCCCGUGACUAUGUAUGUUUGCUUUUUCUGCCUGUGCUUGAUAAUCGCGCUCCUUCACUUUUUUUUCCGCCAUGUAAUAAAUACCUCUUUGCCGCGCAUCUCCGCAAUCCCUUUAGUGUCCACUGUGCUCUAUCGAGACAGGCGAGGGGCACAUAAGGUUGAGCCAUACCGUACAGUACUAUACAGUUGUGUUGGGACAUGGCGAAAAAUUAGGAUUUUGAUUCUCCACACACAACACCACAUCAUACGUUUUGGUACCCCAUUCUGAGUAGACUUUUAUACUUUGCCUG